AUGAGCCUCUCUGUGUUUGUGCCUACAAACACCCAAAAGGCGCGAACGACGGCGAUUAACGCGUUCGAGAGAAUGCUAGAGGUCGAGGGUGUGAGCAUGGAAUUGUUUCGUGCAAGCAUGCAUACAGACCCCUCGGGCAAACGCUUGGCUGCCACAAUGGACCGCUUCGGCUAUUAUCUCGCCACUAAUGACGGUAAGAAAGGUAAGCUAGCUCGUAACACAGCUACAUCGUACUAUAGAAACGUCAAGCUGUGGCUAUUUGAUGAGUUUCCACACCUGCGUUUACCCACGGAGAUGAACUUGUUAAAACAAGGGAAAACACUAGAUAAGCACUGCUUAAAACGUGAGAAAGAAAGACUCGUUAACAAAGCGCCGCCAUGUACUAAAGAGGACUUAGGUUCUCUAAUUCGCUAUGUCUACAGCACAGCACGUGUCAACUCGGACUAUCAAGAUGCUGCGCUAACCUGCCUCAUGUGGCACUGCUUCGGCCGCUCGUCGGACCUAGGCUGCCUGCGCAAGCAACAUGUGUCAGUGUCAGCGGACGGCGUCUUCUACCUGCGGCUCCUCCGCGUUAAAACGGCUGAAGAACAAGGGUUAACGCUCAUACCUGACAAGGAGGAUUUCCUGACAUGCCCGCUUCACUCGCUCGAGGUAGCUCUCGUCAUGCAGGCCGCGCCCUGCGCGGCUCUGUUAAGCCAGCUCCCUGAG
Molecule: messenger RNA, 708 nt
Organism: Phytophthora sojae
Lineage: Eukaryota; Oomycota; Peronosporomycetes; Peronosporales; Peronosporaceae
Exons: 1
Biological process (GO): DNA integration; DNA recombination
Molecular function (GO): DNA binding
Source: RefSeq, a predicted model, not a curated record